Mollisia scopiformis is the source of this 1893-nucleotide messenger RNA. RefSeq lists its product as uncharacterized. Gene Ontology annotation, biological process: regulation of DNA-templated transcription. Gene Ontology annotation, cellular component: nucleus. The coding region runs from base 1 to 1893 and encodes 630 amino acids. The transcript is spliced from 5 exons. NCBI's taxonomy places the organism in Eukaryota, Fungi, Ascomycota, Leotiomycetes, Helotiales, Mollisiaceae. Gene Ontology annotation, molecular function: transcription cis-regulatory region binding; zinc ion binding; DNA-binding transcription factor activity, RNA polymerase II-specific. The record is from RefSeq and is a predicted model, not a curated record.
AUGGCGGAUGUCUCGGAAUCGUCGUCGCGCGGAAGUGUGUCCAUUCGAGCGUGUCAGAACUGCUCGCGAGCCAAGGCGAAAUGCGUUACGCAGUCAAGCGCCGCCACCGAUAAUAGAUGCGCAAGAUGUUACCGACUCAAUAAGGAAUGUACUGUGGUCCCUCGGGCAGUGAGGAAGAGAAGGUCGCCAAAUGUUGCUACAAAUACGGCAAAACUAGAACAGAAAAUUGAGAGUCUUGUAAAUCUUCUUGCCAACGCUCAAGGAGUAAAUUUAGAUCAACUUACACCCCCUGAAAGCAAUGCUCACAGCGAACCGUCUCCUGCCCCCCAACAUGCCGAAGAUGUUCCGGUCAUGGUAGGCCCUUUGGGUCGUUGGGAGCCCGGCUUCCCGGCACAGAGCGUUGGAGCAUCUGGUAUUACUCCAAUAUCACUGCGUCCUGCCGAGUUUCCAGGCACGGCCACUUUACCUACGGACAUAUCGUUGACCGGAGUGAUUAAACAGCACUUUUCCUCCAAUUUAUGGAAGCUUUCGGAUCAAGAAGGGGAACAACUCUUCGUCAAGUUUCAAGAACAAUUCUUGCUUCACUUCCCUUUCAUCAUGCUUCUCUCGAAAUAUUCGGAAAUGAAAUCCCGGAAGCCAUAUGUGCUGAAGGCCACAUGGACAAUCGCCUACCAGUCUCAACGAGCACGCCAGAUUGACAUGUGCAAGGAUCUUAUGGUCGAUAUCUCAACAUCGAUGCUCGUACGGGGAGAAAGAAAUCUGGACAUGCUUGAAUGUCUUAUUCUUCUUAAUGCAUGGGCCUAUUUCGUCUCUCCUGUUCCUCCAUCCUCCAAGAGUACAGCUCUCUACCAGUUAACAAUUGGCCUGCUGUUUGAUCUGAAGCUCACGAGACCCAUACGCGAAUAUGACGGGCCAGGUGAGAUGCUCGCUGAGUGUCAAACUCGGAAUAUUCCCGAUUGUUCUGCAAAUGAUACUGCUAAACGUACUUCUGAUGAAUGCAGAGCCCUUCUUUGUUGCUUUUAUCUUGGAUCUGUUUACUCCUUGUGUGUAAAGAGAACAGAGGGCUUAAACUUCUCGCCGUAUAUCGACUUCUGUGCCCAAACUCUCGAGGAAAGGGCAGAACACGAAUCUGACAUUCUACUCGUUUCACUCGUGAGACUCGAAUGUAUAAUUACCCCCGUCGACAAUCUCCUCACGAAGAAAUCCUUCGCCGAUGACUACAGAGCGCCAAUUUCAAUGCACAUAAAAGCAGUCCGCACAAAUAUGGAACGUUUUUGGGUCAACCUCUCCCACAGCAUUCAGCAACAUCCCCUUAUGCGUCUUAGCUACGACAGUAAUUUCAUCUUCCUGUACGAGCCGAGCCUGUACAAAAGCCUAUUCCCCUCCACUUCAUCAUGUGGCCACGACACAUCACAACGAAUCGACCUCCUACACAACUGUAUGAUGGCAUGCAAGAAGCUCCUCGACGAAUACCUUAAACAACCACUCUGGUCCUGUUACGGGACAUGUGUCGCGGACCUAGCACCUCUCGGUCGAGCCAUCUCCAGUCUUCUCAAGCUCUGUCUCGUUGAAGAAGCAGGCUGGGAUCUAAGCCUCGUCCGACAAACAGCCAACCUGGAAUUCUACUUUGAGCAACUCCUAGCGAAGUACCAGCAGGUUGGCGCCGAUCUAGAUGGACGACAGCAAGAGCUGUGCAGGAACUCGUUCUUCACGGGAUGUGCGCGUGCGAUGGGGGUCAUCAAGACUUGGUACGAGACGAAGAUCAUGUCUGAUUCGACGCAGAGUGCGCUGCAGGAUCAGACUUAUGAUGUGACGAUGAUGGGCGAGCAAGCGAAUUUUAUUGAUGAUGCGUACUGGAUGGAGUUUAUGGGCGAUUGGACUAUGCUGCCGUAG